Drosophila bipectinata is the source of this 1504-nucleotide messenger RNA. RefSeq names its product 26S proteasome regulatory subunit Rpt2 (gene Rpt2). NCBI's taxonomy places the organism in Eukaryota, Metazoa, Arthropoda, Insecta, Diptera, Drosophilidae. The record is from RefSeq and is a predicted model, not a curated record. Gene Ontology annotation, cellular component: proteasome regulatory particle, base subcomplex. Gene Ontology annotation, biological process: proteasome-mediated ubiquitin-dependent protein catabolic process. Gene Ontology annotation, molecular function: proteasome-activating activity; ATP binding; ATP hydrolysis activity.
CCAUCCGCAGCCAACUUUGCGUUGGUUAUGACUAGUAGAAAUUCUGUUUGUUGCCGACGAUAAAAAAAAAUUCACAAAAGAUUUAGGCAGAAAGAAAGCACAGCAGCAAUAUGGGACAAAAUCAAUCGGCCCAAGGGGGAGCUGGAGACAAGAAGGAUGACAAGGAUAAAAAGAAGAAGUACGAACCUCCAAUUCCGACCCGCGUCGGCAAGAAGAAGCGCCGUGCCAAGGGUCCAGAUGCAGCCAUGAAGCUGCCUCAGGUGACGCCGCACACCCGCUGCCGCCUAAAGCUGCUCAAGUUGGAGCGCAUCAAGGACUACCUCAUGAUGGAAGACGAAUUCAUCCGCAACCAGGAGCGUCUGAAGCCACAGGAUGAAAAGAACGAGGAGGAGCGCUCCAAGGUCGACGACCUGCGCGGUACACCUAUGUCGGUGGGCAACCUCGAAGAGAUCAUAGACGACAAUCAUGCCAUUGUGUCAACGUCUGUCGGUUCCGAGCACUACGUUAGCAUUCUAUCUUUCGUGGACAAGGACCAGCUGGAGCCUGGAUGCUCCGUCCUGCUCAACCACAAAGUUCACGCUGUCGUAGGAGUUCUUAGCGAUGACACCGAUCCCAUGGUCACCGUGAUGAAGCUGGAAAAAGCCCCUCAGGAGACAUACGCGGACAUUGGUGGCUUGGACACCCAGAUCCAGGAAAUCAAGGAGUCGGUGGAAUUGCCACUGACACAUCCUGAGUACUACGAGGAGAUGGGCAUCAAGCCACCAAAGGGUGUUAUCCUAUAUGGUCCUCCUGGUACAGGAAAAACCUUGCUGGCCAAGGCGGUGGCCAAUCAGACCUCCGCCACUUUCCUGCGCGUUGUGGGUUCCGAACUGAUUCAGAAGUAUCUGGGAGACGGACCUAAGCUGGUUCGAGAGCUUUUCCGCGUGGCUGAGGAGCAUGCUCCCUCCAUUGUGUUCAUCGACGAAAUUGAUGCCGUCGGUACAAAGCGGUACGACUCGAACUCUGGUGGCGAGCGAGAGAUCCAGCGUACCAUGUUGGAGUUGCUCAACCAGCUUGACGGAUUUGAUUCGCGUGGUGACGUCAAGGUUAUCAUGGCCACUAACCGCAUUGAGACUUUGGAUCCGGCGCUGAUCCGCCCCGGUCGUAUCGACCGAAAGAUCGAGUUCCCACUGCCGGAUGAAAAGACUAAGCGCCGCAUCUUCACCAUUCAUACAUCCCGUAUGACACUGGCCGAGGACGUUAACCUCAGUGAAUUGAUCAUGGCUAAGGAUGAUCUCUCGGGUGCUGACAUAAAGGCCAUCUGCACAGAGGCCGGUUUGAUGGCGCUGCGCGAGCGCCGCAUGAAGGUGACCAACGAGGACUUCAAGAAGUCGAAGGAAAGCGUUCUCUACCGAAAGAAGGAGGGUACGCCCGAGGGCCUGUAUUUAUAAGUCGCAAGAAGAUCUACUAUGUUCAGUUAAUUUUGAUAAUUCCCAAACACAUGCAUUAAACCACAUUAACAUUA